CAGACCUAAGUUUUCAAGGAUGAGGCAAUUUAAGGAGGAAUCAUAUUUCAAUGUCACACAAGCCAUUGACUUAAUGUCAGCGGUGAAGGAAUUAAAUAAAUUAAGUUCUCAGGAACUUAGUAAACUAUUGAGGGACUCGGAGAAUUUUGCAAUACACUACUCAUCUGAAAGCAACAUGCAGAUGACGAUUGACGUAGAAAAGCUUGCAUGCUUCCUUCCUUUGCACCUCAUGGCUGUUCUUAUGUCAUCUGACCGAGAUGAGGCGUUGUUCAAAUAUCUACUAUGUGGUGUGCGGCUCUUGCAUUCCCUAUGUGAUUUAGCACCUCGACAUGCUAAACUUGAGCAGAUUUUGCUAGAUGACGUAAAAAUGUCAGAGCAGCUGCUUGACCUGGUGUUUUAUAUGCUUAUCGUUCUUGGAGGUUUCAAACAGGAAAAUUACCAAUCUGAUGCCAUUUCUGUGGCACAUUCGUCACUGGUUGCAUGUAGUCUCUAUCUAUUAACAGGAUGCAUCUCAUCACAGUGGCAAGAUCUUGUUCAUGUAUUGAUUGCACAUCCAAAGGUAGACAUUUUUAUGGAGGCAGCUUUUGCUUCAGUUUUCCAGAGUGUUAAAGUUUUGGACCUCAGGCUGUCAGCUGAGAAUUCUGAUUCCACGUGCACAGUUCCAAUUGCAGAACUAAUUAACUAUCUAUGCCUUCAGUGUGAAGCUUCUUUACAGUUUCUCCAGACACUUUGCCAACAAAAAGUGUUCCGUGAGCGUCUAUUGAGAAAUAAGGAACUUUGUUGUAAAGGUGGUGUACUGUUUCUUGCUAGAGCCAUCUUGAAUUUAAACGUUUCCCAACAUCAUCUUCAAUCUUCUAGAGUUAGUGCUACCUUAUCUAGAUUGAAAGCAAAAGUUCUUUCAAUUCUUCUGAGUCUAUGUGAAGCAGAAAGUAUUUCGUAUCUUGAUGAAGUUGCCAGUACACCGAGAAGCUUGGAUUUUGCAAAGUCUGUUGCGUUACAGGUUCUUGAGCUAUUGAAGAAUGCACUUAGUAGGGAUUCCAAAAAUUUAGCUUCUUGUUCAGAAAAGAGGUACCCAAUAGGGUUUUUGCAACUCAAUGCUAUGCGCCUGGCUGAUAUCUUCUCAGAUGAUUCCAAUUUUCGAUCUUACAUCACCGUUAACUUUACUAAGGUUUUGACAGCAGUGUUUUCACUCUCCCAUGGAGAUUUUCUAUCCAGCUGGUGUUCUUCUGAUCUCCCUGUUAAGGAAGAAGAUGCAACUCUUGAAUAUGAUUCUUUUGCAGCAGCUGGCUGGGUUUUGGAUAAUUUUUUUUCAUUGGGCAUUCUACAUCCAAAAAAUUUGGACUUUACCUUGAUUCCAAGCACUAUGGCCCCAGCUUCCUAUGCACAUCAGAGAACAUCGUUAUUUGUCAAAGUAAUUGCGAAUCUCCACUGUUUCGUUCCAACCAUCUGUGAAGAACAGGAAAGAAAUCUAUUCCUUCAUGGAUUUGUCGACUGUUUAAAAAUGGAUAUUGUCAAAUCAUUACCUGGACUUUCUGUUACCCCUGACGGUUCAAAAGCCGCCAAUGUUUGCAGGAAUCUGCGUUCACUGUUGAGCCAGGCAGAAUCUUUAAUUCCUAAUUUUUUAAAUGAAGAGGAUGUUCAGCUCUUAAGAGUGUUCUAUGACCAAUUACAGAAAGCGAUUACUUGUUCUGAAAUUGAAGGAAAUAGAGUUCAGGAUGCGCUAAGUGUGGAAGGCUGCUUGCCAUCUUUAGGGAAAGAACUUCCACAUCAUGAUAAUGGAAAUGGUAAUAUGAAGGAAGAAGGAAUGUCCGAGACUUCUGCUUGUCACGAAACAGAAAACUGUGCUGAGACUGAACGAGGUGAUCAGGGUGAUGCUGUGUUGAACGGGCUUAAAGCUAAGGAUGAGGAUGAAUCUGAUAGAAAAGCAUCUGGAGGUCCAAAAGGGGACGAGAGAGAUAUACAGACCGUUGAAACUAGUGGAUCUGACACAAAUUCUGCUAGAGGAAGGAAUAGUAUUCAGCCAAUGGACAUUGUUGAUUCUUCCAAGUCCAAUGAGAAUGCCAAAGAAAUUGAACAAAGUGGAAAUCUAGAGGAAGAGAAGGUUGAAAAUGUUCACAGUGAAGAGAAGCAUAGAAGAAAACGUAAACGUACUGUAAUGAACGACAAGCAGAUCACGAUGAUUGAGAGUGCCCUCUUGGAUGAACCUGAAAUGCAGAGAAACCCAGCUUUAAUCCAGUUUUGGGCAGAUGAAUUAGUUCGUUAUGGUUCUGAGGUUACAUCAGCUCAACUUAAAAAUUGGCUGAACAAUAGGAAAGCGAGGCUAGCACGCACGGCUAGGGAUAUCCGUGCAACCUUAGAAGCUGACAGUGCAAAUUCAGAUAAGCAAGGGGGACCAACAGCUGGAUCUUGUGACUCACCUGAUAGCCCUUGUGAAGACAAACAACAUGUACCUAACACAGGACGAGAUCGAAGAAUGACUUCUAGAACUAAUACGUCCAACAACUCUAAGAAUUCAACCACUGAAUUCGACAUUGGUCCAACAGAAUUUGCUCACUGCAAGCCUGGCCGGUAUGUCAUGCUUGUAGACGUGCUCGGAGAGGAGGUAGCAAGAGGAAAAGUGCAUCAGGUACAUGGUAAAUGGUACGGAAGAAACUUGGAAGAACUCGAAACGUUUGUUGUUGAUGUUGAUGAAUUGAAGGCUGAUAAAAACACAGUUCUUCCAUACCCGUCCGAUGCCACGGGCACCUCGUUUCAUGAGGCAGAGGUAAAAAUUGGUGUUAUGAGAGUGUUGUGGGAUUCUAACAAAAUCUUCAUUCGCAGUCACAAUGAAGGGUAAACAAAAUCCCUUUCAGCACUAGCAGCAGCAGCAGCAGCAAAGCAAGUAUUUUGUGUGUCAUGAAAACUGUGAUAAUUCUCGAAGUGUUGUUUGUUUUACUAUGAGAACUAAAUUCAUGGUGGUUUUAGUUUAGGAUUUUCAGUUGUGAAUAAUAAAUAUUAGUUCUGUAUAAUAUUGAUCUCUGUUCUUUGCCUCAAUUGUAUCCUCUUUUCGUUC
Messenger RNA from Cucurbita pepo subsp. pepo (vegetable marrow), 3052 nucleotides. NCBI's taxonomy places the organism in Eukaryota, Viridiplantae, Streptophyta, Magnoliopsida, Cucurbitales, Cucurbitaceae. The record is from RefSeq and is a predicted model, not a curated record.